This is a messenger RNA of Ictidomys tridecemlineatus (thirteen-lined ground squirrel), 2336 nucleotides long. It is a transcript of the gene Aacs, whose product is annotated as acetoacetyl-CoA synthetase. The record is from RefSeq and is a predicted model, not a curated record. Gene Ontology annotation, molecular function: acetoacetate-CoA ligase activity. Gene Ontology annotation, biological process: lipid metabolic process; positive regulation of insulin secretion. Lineage: Eukaryota; Metazoa; Chordata; Mammalia; Rodentia; Sciuridae.
CGUGGUCUCGCGGGUGUCCCGCGGGUGGCCGCAGCAGCGCCGGCUCAGUCUUGCCGCCCGCAGCGCCGUGCGACUUCGUCCCCGCCACAGCCCUCGCAGCCAUGUCCAGGCAGGCGCGCCCCGGGCGCGAGGAGAUCAUGGAGUGCCAGGUGAUGUGGGAGCCUGACAGCAAGAGGGACACGCAGAUGGACCGCUUCCGGGCGGCCGUGGGCGCCGCCUGCGGCCUGGCGCUGGAGAGUUAUGACGACCUGUACCACUGGUCGGUGGAGUCAUACUCGGACUUCUGGGCAGAGUUCUGGGAAUUCAGUGGCAUCGUCUUCUCGCGCAUGUACGACGAGGUCGUGGACACGUCGAAAGGGAUCGCAGACAUCCCCGAGUGGUUCAAAGGCAGUCGUCUCAACUACGCAGAGAACCUCCUGAGGCACAAGGAGAACGACAAAGUGGCCCUCUACGUGGCCAGGGAAGGCAAAGAGGAAAUUGUGAAGGUGACUUUUGAAGAGCUGAGACAACAGGUGGCUUUGUUUGCCGCGGCCAUGAGGAAGAUGGGCGUGAGGCAAGGAGACCGGGUGGUUGGUUACUUGCCCAAUGGCCAGCACGCGGUGGAGGCCAUGCUGGCCGCAGCGAGCAUUGGUGCCAUCUGGAGCUCCACGUCUCCCGACUUCGGUGUGAACGGCGUCCUGGACCGGUUUUCUCAAAUUCAGCCGAAGCUCAUCUUCUCGGUGGAGGCCGUGAUCUACAACGGCAAGGAGCACAGCCACCUGGAGAAGCUGCAGCGGGUGGUUAAAGGGUUGCCUGACCUGAGAAAGGUGGUGGUGAUCCCUUACAUCUCGCCUCGGGAGCAGAUCGACAUUUCCCGGAUUCCCAAUAGCGUGUUCCUGGAGGACUUCCUGGCGAGCGGGCCCGGCGAGCACGCCCCCCAGCUGGAGUUCGAGCAGCUGCCCUUCAGCCACCCGCUGUUCAUCAUGUUCUCCUCGGGCACGACUGGGGCACCCAAGUGCAUGGUGCACUCGGCAGGGGGCACGCUCAUCCAGCACCUGAAGGAGCACAUUCUGCAUGGGGACAUGCGCUGCAGUGACGUCCUGCUCUACUACACCACGGUCGGCUGGAUGAUGUGGAACUGGAUGGUGUCCGCUCUGGCCACCGGGGCAUCUGUGGUCUUGUACGAUGGGUCCCCCAUGGUCCCGACGCCCAACGUGCUGUGGGACCUUGUGGACAGGAUAGGCAUCACCAUCCUUGGGACGGGUGCCAAGUGGCUGUCUGUGCUGGAGGAGAAGGACCUGAAGCCGGUGGAAACCCACAGUCUGCAGACGCUGCACACGAUUCUGUCCACGGGCUCCCCGCUGAAGGCCCAGAGCUACGAGUAUGUCUACAGGUGCAUCAAGAGCAGCGUCCUGCUGGGCUCCAUCUCAGGUGGCACUGACAUCAUCUCCUGCUUCAUGGGCCAGAACGUGUCCAUCCCCGUGCACAAGGGUGAGGUGCAGGCCCGGAACCUGGCCAUGGCCGUGGAGGCGUGGAACGAGGAAGGGAAGGCCGUCUGGGGGGAGAGCGGAGAGCUGGUGUGCACCAAGCCCCUGCCCUGCCAGCCCACACACUUCUGGAAUGACGAGAAUGGGAGCAAGUACCGCAAGGCCUACUUCUCCAGGUUCCCAGGUAUCUGGGCGCAUGGUGACUACUGCAGAAUCAACCCCAGGACUGGGGGCAUCGUCAUGCUUGGCCGCAGCGACGGCACGCUCAACCCCAAUGGAGUGCGCUUUGGCAGCUCGGAGAUCUACAACAUCGUGGAAGCCUUUGAGGAGGUGGGGGACAGCCUGUGCGUCCCCCAGUACAACAGGGACGGCGAGGAGAGGGUGAUCCUCUUCCUGAAGAUGGCUCCGGGGCACGCCUUCCGGCCUGAGCUGGUGAAGCGGGUCCGCGAGGCCAUCCGCCUGGGCUUGUCGGCACGCCACGUGCCCAGCCUCAUCCUAGAGACCCAAGGCAUCCCGGUACGUGCCCAGCCUCGUCCUGGAAACCUGGUCCCUUGGCCAGCACCAGAGCUGGUGCCUGUGUCGGGGUCCUGGGGCCAGCAGCACCAUCCUCCCCUCCUCUCCAGGACAGCUUUGAACCGCCCGGUGACACGGGUGUGCCAGGGGUGAGGCUGCCAGGCUGUGGUGAGGACCUGGGCCCAGCUCUGCGGAGGCUCUGGGCGCCCGCCCUACACAGAAGCAGGUCCUCAGCUGCACCCACCUACCCUGCUUGGAUAAGGGGAGGAGACAGGUCCCUCAGAGGGUCAUAGCGACCUCCUGUAUUGCUGAGCGGUGCCUCUGGGUCAAGCCCCAGGGCACCUGUGCGCACAGAGU